AUGGCAAACAACGGUCUACCCGAACUAGAACCAUCUUCUAAGAAACUAGUGAUAGCUCAGACCUCAACACCAAAUCCCCAAUCUUCAUUUAAAGACGAUUCAAGCUCCAAAUCGGACACUUCUCCCACCAAUCCUCGCAUCAAGCCUCUUGCUUCCAAACCCAUGGGAGAAGAUCCACCCAAAGUUACUAAUAAACCUAGAUCCAAGCUUGGUUCGGCGAAAUUUCCAAUGAAAAGGCUUGCGGCGAGCGAGAACAACAGUAAUCAGGAAUCGAAGAUGGCGAAGAAAAAAGUGGUGGAUUCUGAUAUAGUUAUUCAAAAGGACUCGGCCAAGAAGACUGGUGAUGAUACGAAGAAGCAAUUGUUUCAAAGUCUGUGGAAUGAAGAGGAUGAGAUUGUGAUUUUGAAAGGUACGAUUGAAUAUACUGUGAAAAAAGGUUUGAUCCACUCGCAAAUAUCAAUGCUUUUUAUAAUUUCAUCAAUAUAUCGCUGCACAUUAAUGUUAGCAAGACCCAAUUGUCUGAAAAAAGUGAGGAGGUUGAACAAGAAGUAUGAGAACAAUGCUAGCAAGAGUAAAAUGGGCAAGGAUCGGACUUUUCGAAGUCUCAUGAGCAAAAAGCGUAUGAAUUGUUAA
This is a messenger RNA of Camellia sinensis, 633 nucleotides long. The record is from RefSeq and is a predicted model, not a curated record. Lineage: Eukaryota; Viridiplantae; Streptophyta; Magnoliopsida; Ericales; Theaceae.